Wasmannia auropunctata (little fire ant) is the source of this 795-nucleotide messenger RNA. RefSeq names its product 39S ribosomal protein L54, mitochondrial (gene mRpL54). Bases 205 to 606 code for a protein of 133 amino acids. The record is from RefSeq and is a predicted model, not a curated record. Lineage: Eukaryota; Metazoa; Arthropoda; Insecta; Hymenoptera; Formicidae. Gene Ontology annotation, cellular component: mitochondrial large ribosomal subunit. Gene Ontology annotation, molecular function: structural constituent of ribosome. The transcript is spliced from 2 exons.
CUAGACAUGUGUAGGUCCGGCAGGUCCAGCUAGGUUAGGUCUGUUAAACAUCGUCGGAUAUUAUUGAAUAAAUGGUACAUAACUUUAUGUCAGAUUGUAUAUGUAUCUUGAGAUAUCGCUAUACCGCUUUACUACACAUCUGGCCGGCUUGACUUUCGUGCGAGAGGAGGAAUAAGGAAAGAAGAAAAAGCUACUACACACAAGAUGAAUUUCGCCGUUGUUUACCGGAUUUUUCAUUUUCCAAGAAACUGCAUAACACCGACUCGAUAUACGAUACAAACGAAAGGAUACGCCGGACCAGCGAUUCGACCAGGUGUGAAGAAAUCAAAGAAGACAUUGGUUGCGGUAGAGAAAAAAAUAUUGCCCGUUGAAACGGAUGUAAACAGGCUUCUGACUCACGUGUGCGGUACAAAUAUCUAUAAGGAGGGAGGAGAAGACGUCAAGUUGAAACCAGAUUCCGAAUAUCCUAGUUGGUUGUGGAGCAUCAGAACUGGCCCUCCACCACCCUUGGAAGAAUUGGAUCCAAAUACAAAACAGUAUUGGAGAAGAUUGCGAUUACUCGGUUUGAGAAAAAAUAAUAAAGAAAAGGCAACCAAAAAAUUUUAAGUUACUUUUGUAAAAAAUAUAUAUAUAUAUAUAUAUAUAUAUAUAUGUAUAUAUAUAUAUGUAUAUAUCGCGCACACGUAGUCUGUUGACUGUACUUGACAUUUGAAAAGUGUUGAAAAUUAUUACUUCUUGUAAAUCAACAUAAAGUAUAAAGAGUGAAUGAAAAUGAAUAAAAAUAAGAUGAAACAC